Molecule: messenger RNA, 1614 nt
Organism: Colletotrichum godetiae
Lineage: Eukaryota; Fungi; Ascomycota; Sordariomycetes; Glomerellales; Glomerellaceae
Product: lipoxygenase
Exons: 5
Coding region: 1-1614 (537 amino acids)
Biological process (GO): lipid oxidation
Molecular function (GO): oxidoreductase activity, acting on single donors with incorporation of molecular oxygen, incorporation of two atoms of oxygen; metal ion binding
Source: RefSeq, a predicted model, not a curated record
AUGGCCCGUCUUUUCACUUUCAGCACGUUGAUGACAAUCGCUAGUGCCAACGCACUAAGCAGCCAUUUGCCUUCCGCCACGACUGUUUUCAGUUCGGCGCCUGUGUCAACACAGACGCCAGUUCCGACUCAAUACACUCUACCCAACGAGGACAGCGAUUUCUCGUCAAGGGUAGAUGAGAUCAAACUCAAACAACAGGGUAUCAUCUACGGAGAACCAGUGAUAGGAUAUAAGUCCUUUUUCCCCAAUGGGUCGUUAGGAACCCAGAUCUCAUUGCGCGAUCAGAGCUUGUGGUUGAAGGAUUCGGAACCUGUCGCUCAAUAUGCGACCAGUGAAAGCGCUGCGGCGCUUGAGAACAUCAUCAAGCAUGGUGGCCUCAAGGGCCUUGAGGACUACAAGAUCCUUUACGAUGGUCACUGGUCUAGGUCGGUUCCUGGCGGCAUCGCCAAAGGCCAGUCCAGCAACUUUACCUCAGACCUUCUGUUCGCUAUGGAGCGCCUAUCAACCAAUCUUUACGUCAUUCGCCGUUUUAACUACAAAAAGGACAAAAUGCCGUUCCCUCUUGACAUCAAGAUAGUUAGGAAGAUCACUGGAACUACUCUCGAAUCACUUCAUAAAGACGGUCGUCUAUUCUUGGCCGACCACAGUUAUCAGACAAAAUACAUCGCCCAGCAGGGCCGAUACUCGGUCGCGUGCCAGGCGCUCUUCUACCUUGACAAGCGCUCCGAUUACUUCCUUCCUCUGGCCAUCAAGACCAAUGUGUAUCAUCUCCUUAACUCCCAUGACGUUGCUGAGAUUGUCUAUCUAGCCGCCCUUCGCACGCUCAGCAGCCGUCAUCCUGUUCUCAACCUCCGGGAAAGGCUCAUGUACCAGGCUUAUGCCAUACGCCCCAUAGGAGACAGAGUACUCUUCAACCCGGGCGAGUUCUAUCCGACUGUCGCCGGCCCGUUCCAGGGGAGUUACUUCGAGGAUAACCUCCGAUCACGCGGUCUACUAAAGCCGUCUUUCGGCCUGAAACUUCCUCAUUUCCCCUUUUACGAAGAUCAGAAAGAUAUUAUUGGAGUCAUUCGGAAAUUCAUUGAAACCUGGAUUGACGAAUCCAACGGUCCUGCAAAGGUCAUCGACUUUCCUUCAGCGCCCCUGAGAAGCAGGAAGCAGCUCAUUGACAUUUUGACCCACAUGGCAUGGCUGACGGGUGUGUCGCACCACGUCCUGAAUCAAGGUGAGCCUGUGACGGCGUCUGGCGUGCUACCACUUCACCCCGUUUCUCUGUACGCACCUGUUCCUACCAAGAAGGGACGUAUCGGAAACCUUCUUCCUUGGCUCCCCAACGAGCAAAAGUCAGUUGAACAGAUCACUCUCCUUGCACGAUCCAACAGGCCACAGGUUGUGGAAAAGAAUCAGGCUCUACGGUACAUGUUCAACGCCGAUAGUUUUCUCGCCGGGACCAAGAAAGCUGUUUCGUUGGCAAACGACCGGUGCAUGAAAGACACGGGUAGUAUCAGUAAUGAGAUCAGCGGGCGGCGGUUUGAUGGCGAGGGCUUAAGUCAGGGUAUGCCAUUCAUCUGGACUGGCAUGGAACCUGGAGUUAUUCCAUUUUACUUGAGUGUUUAG